This is a messenger RNA of Trypanosoma conorhini, 546 nucleotides long. RefSeq lists its product as uncharacterized. The transcript has a single exon. The coding region runs from base 1 to 546 and encodes 181 amino acids. Lineage: Eukaryota; Euglenozoa; Kinetoplastea; Trypanosomatida; Trypanosomatidae. The record is from RefSeq and is a predicted model, not a curated record.
AUGAUUUUCCUCGGCGAGCUGGUCUGCGAGGGGUGCCGGAAGAUCAUCACCUACCCGCUGGGCGCCAUCAGCUGCCGCUGCCGCAACUGCAACACCGUCAACGCGGCGCAGAACAUGCACCUCGAGUGCGGCUGCUGCGGCCAGUCGAUCCUCGUGCCCAUCAACACCCUCACGUUUCUCUGCCCCUGCUGCGCCAGCGUGACGGACAUCCCGCAGUCCCUCCUGCCGCAUCUCGAGGAGCCGGUCGAGUCGGGCCCGCGCGGGGACCAGGCCCGCAAGACAAUCUACGUCACCUACCCGCAGUCCUGCGCGGGGAAGGAGCAGAAGAAGGCGGCGCUGGAGGAACAGGAGGGGGAGGCGAGGGCGAGGACGGGGCGCCAAAAAACCCGCGAAGAGGAGGAGGCGACGGCUGUGGCUGAGGAGGAAGAGACGUCGGCGAACGAGGAGGAGGAGGAGGAUCCACAGCAGCAGCAGCAGCAGCGGCGGCGGCGGCGGCGGCAACGGGAGCAGCCAGCCGUAGUGUUGGUAGGGACGCGAAUACUUUGA